GCAGAUGGAGCGGUUAGCCAAUGUGAACCUGGUUCGGUGUAGCCGGCUCCGGGAGGCCGGGCUUCAGUCCCUGUCGGCUACUGCCUCCGUGUGAAUGCCGGAGAGACGGCCGGUUUUUACCGUCAGGAUGUUGUGUAAAGGGCUGCCGGCCGGGCCCGCCUUGCUGCUGGUAUCUGCUGUGGUGAAGAUCAGCUGGAGUAGGACAGCUCCUGUGUUAAGUGAUGAUGUCCCGUUCAGGAUAACAUGGCCCGGGGCCGAGUUCACGCUGCCAACCACCGGAGGCCUGUAUAAACCUGAUGACUACAUAAUUAUCACUACAGUGCAUAAUGAAAGGUACAAAUGUAUGUUGCCUUCAGUUGGGAGUGAAGACCAGGAUGAAGAGCACGAUUACAAAGGACAUGGGCCUGGUGAGCUAUUGGAACCACUCUUCAAACAGAGCAGUUGCUCUUACAGGAUCGAAUCUUACUGGACAUACGAAGUGUGUCAUGGAAAACAUAUUCGCCAAUACCAUGAGGAAAAGGAAACUGGUCAGCAGAAAGUUAAUAUUCAAGAAUAUUAUCUUGGUACCAUGAGAACACCAGCUGAUUCUGAAACCAAAGAUUCUAUUCCCGAACACUCAGAAGAAUCUGGAAGUGAGAAAUUGAAAGUUCACACCAAAAACAUAGAAGGACAAAUCACUCCUUAUUAUCCAGUGGUAAUGGGAAAUGGUACACCUUGCACCUUAAAACAGAACAAGCCGAGAGUCACCACUGUGAUGUAUGUCUGCCACCCUGAAGCCAAACAUGAGAUCCUCUCAGUUGCUGAAGUCACCACCUGUGAAUAUGAACUAGUAAUCUUGACACCACUAUUGUGCAGCCAUCCUAAAUACAGAUUUAAAUCCUCCCCAGUUAAUGACAUAUUUUGUCAGUCAGUACAUGGCUCACCAUUAAGGCCUAAAAGUCUUGAACAGUUAGAAAAACAGCAAGAGGAUCUGCUGAAACCACCUUUCACUACCCAGAGAGCCCAAGAGGAACUUGACACAACAUCCACAAGUGAUGAAAAGUUUGUAUCCCACAAAUCGAUUAGUGUUGGAGGACAGCAGCCAGUUGUUGUAGGAACUACUCACAUCUCAAAACUGACUGAUGAACAGCUUAUUCAGGAAUUUCUAAGUGGCUCCUAUUGCUUCCAUGGGGGUGUGGGAUGGUGGAAAUAUGAAUUCUGCUAUGGUAAGCAUGUGCAGCAAUACCAUGAGGAUAAAGGAGCUGGAAAAAGCAUCAUUGUGGUUGGUACCUGGAAUAAAGAAGAACAUGUCACGUGGGCUGCAAAAAAUUCAGCACGGUCUUACCAAUGGAGAGAAGAUGGAACACAGAAAGUGAGGGUUGUUUCACAUUUUUAUGGAAAUGGUGAUCUUUGUGAUUUGACAGGAAAGCCACGACAAGUGGUUGUAAAAUUGAAAUGUAAGGAAUCAGAGUCUCCUCAUGCAGUUACAAUCUACAUGCUUGAGCCGCAAACCUGCCAAUAUAUUUUGGGGGUGGAAUCACCAAUAAUUUGUAAAAUUCUGGACACAGCUGAUGAAAAUGGAUUACUUUCAGUACCUAGCUAAAACAACAGCACAGACUAGAUUUCUGUCGGAAGAACAAGAUUUAAUGUGCUAAUUAUGAGGGAAUGAAUACAGAUAUAGUGUGGAAACUCCAUUAUCAGCAUUUUAUCUUGUAUCUAUUUCUUUUAAAAUGGACAUUUAAGAAAUAAGUAUUUGAUAUUUUCAUAAUAAGACAGUGGAGUGAGUUAUUUCACUGCAGUGAGUGCUUGUAAAUAUAUUGUAUAAAAAAUGUAGACUGCGUUGGGAUAUCUUUGAAUUUGUAUAAUGAUUUAAAUGCUACUUGAAACUUGUACAUCUGAUGUGCUAAUUGUAAUUUUACCAAGAUGUAAAUUUUAAAUUUAAACUAUUUUACAGAUCUUUAUUACAAGAGUCAUCUUUUUUGUUAAAUUCCUAAGUAUUCAAAUUUCAUAGGCUAUCAAAGAGCAUUGAUAGAUUGCACCUCAACCAUUGGAACUCCUGGAUUGUUUUUGAAUAUUGUGUUGUAUUUCUUAUUUUUAUUUUCCAUUGAGGUUUUGUAACAUUUUUGAAAAGUAUUAUGACUUCUGAAUCCAGAUGUCUUAAAUGUACCUUCUGCUUAAUUGGAAUAGGCAAAUGUUGUGGCUAAAUUGAAUAAAUUCUUUUCAGACUAGAAUUAUAUAACAAGGUUUCCUUAUGGCUGUGAAUGAAAAUCAAAUAGCUGGCAUGAGUAACAGGUGCAGUGCACUUCAUAACAUGUAUGUUCACCAUAGAAGAAUUAAAAAUAAUUAAUCUCUGUUUAGAACUAACUAACUGAUCCACACAGGCUAAGAAUAUCCAGGUUUAAAUCCCUAAACUGUCCUUGGAUAAUUGAUCUCAAUGGAUUAGAAAUGGUGGGGGAGCAGUGAGCGCAAUGUAGUUUAUCUAAAGUAGAGGACAAUUCAGAAUGCUUUGUCUUCCUAAUCACUUGUGUACACGGCUGAAAGAAACAUAGGUUAUAUCACAAUUGCAUAACUGUGAAUGUGACCCCUUUGCUUUAGUUGUUGUCAAAGUUCAAACAUAAGUAACUAAUGGCCAAUAAAUCCACUCUAAAACAGACUCAUUUCUUUUCAAUAAGGAGUGGGAGGAAAUGGAUUUUAAAAUAAAAAGGUGAAACCUCGUUUGAAUUCUCUCCAUUCGGCUCCAUCAAUCAUAAGACUAAUGUAGAAGUCCAAGUUGUCUUUUAAAAUGUAUUAAAAUCAUAUUAUGACUAAACAGUUAACAUUGGAAGCUACCAAUAAACUGUUUGCAU
Hemiscyllium ocellatum (epaulette shark) is the source of this 2825-nucleotide messenger RNA. RefSeq names its product endoplasmic reticulum lectin 1 (gene erlec1). Lineage: Eukaryota; Metazoa; Chordata; Chondrichthyes; Orectolobiformes; Hemiscylliidae. Gene Ontology annotation, biological process: retrograde protein transport, ER to cytosol; endoplasmic reticulum unfolded protein response. The coding region runs from base 95 to 1582 and encodes 495 amino acids. The record is from RefSeq and is a predicted model, not a curated record. Gene Ontology annotation, cellular component: endoplasmic reticulum lumen. The transcript has 14 exons.